UGGUAGCUCACUUCCUUUCACAGUUGGGUUUGCAGUACAUGCUUUAAGCAACAGACAGUUUGUCCGAUUUAUACGUGGUUUUCAGGAAAACUAAAAAAAAAACUGGCAAGAUGGCUUGCAAAGGGAUCCUGAAGAUACUUAUGGUCAUCUUCAACAGUGCGAUCUUUUUAGCAGGAGGUGCAACUGUGAUCAUCGGAGUUUUGGUCGAAAUUAGCCGAAGGCAUGUACUUGGAGUGCUGGAUAAAUUUAAAGACAUUUCCGCAGACUUCGCACCCCUGGCUAAUGCUGGCUAUCUGCUGAUCGCUGUUGGGGCCAUAAUCGCCUUCCUGGGCUUCCUGGGCUGCUGCGGAGCCUGUUGCGAGAAUAAGUGCAUGCUCAUGAUCUUUUUCAUCAUCAUCCUCAUUGUGUUUGUCGUGGAGGUGGUUGCAGCAGUAGUCACUCUGCUUUACCAGCCUAAGGUAGAGAAAUUGCUGGAUACAAUUCGUCAAAAUGUUGCUAAGAGCAUCAGGGAGAACUACGGUCAAAACGACAUCAUCACUAUUGCGUGGAAUGAGACAAUGAGUCUGAUGAAAUGCUGUGGAUACAACAACUACACUGACUUCACUGGCUCCCUGUUUGUAAACCGCACUUCGGAGUACCCCCACUUCUGCUGCUCUACACCUGCUCUACCAUCUGAAAAGUGUUAUUCUGGAAACGCAGCUUUAGCGCACGUGGAAGGCUGUUUCAAUGUUGUGGUGAAGUUGGUGAAGAAGAACUCUGCUUUGCUAGGGGGCGUGGCUAUUUGUGUUGCUGCUAUAGAGGUUGCUGCAAUGAUCGUGGCCCUUUUACUGUACAAGACAUAAACUCGGAAACCAGCAUGUGUAAGCACUGUACACUGUGGCCUCUCACAUCUAAUAGGAUACAAUAAUAAAAUCUGAAAUGACAUUGGUAUACAUAUAUAUUAUAAUCGUACAUAUAUUAAAAAUUAUAAAUUAUACAUAUUCUGUCCCACACCUUAUAAAGUACAAUGUAUACAGAAAAGAGUCUUUCUUUUUUUUUUUAGCACAUUUUAUAAUCCUGUAUGUUUCAUUAAUACCUUUUGUAAACAAAACGUACAGAACAAAAUGGGGCAAAUACCUUUCUACAAGCCAGUGAAGAAAGGGUUUAUAUUUUAUAUAUAUAGAGGUUUAUGUUUGUUCAAGUGUACUUUUUUGUUGUUAGCAUUUCCGUAUUUAUUUUUAUUAGUUUUGAGAAACUAAUAAAAUAUUGUUAUUAAGCUAAUUUUGGAAUGUAGAUUUAGUUUUAUAUUAAUUAGCAAUUUAUUCCAACUAUUAUGCUUAUAGGUCAGCACAAAAAUUAUUUGUUUAUGAAAAUUAAAAUGAAUUUAAUUAAUUGGUACAAUAAUAUGUUAUUGGAACAUCUAGCCCUCGCACAAAUUUUGACUGUCUUUUUCUUUUGUCACACGUAUUUCUUGCUUGCACUGCAUAAAUACGAACCAUUGAACCAUUGUGUCAAUGCUUUACACUUUGCCUGUCAUUCUUGUGAGCUCUGAGCUGUGUAUUGUUGGAUAGAUUACCUGUGAAUGACCUUUGUCUAGUCAUUUUGGAUGUGUUUGACCAUCUGUAUUUUAACCUAGCUUUGCCUUUUCCCCAUGUUUUAGAUUGUGUUUUGGAUUUGUGUGAUACGUGAGGAUUUUCUGUGUUUGACCCAGACCCUGCCUUGUUUGCCAAUAAACUUUUGCAUAUGGAUCCAUAUAA
This is a messenger RNA of Pangasianodon hypophthalmus (striped catfish), 1736 nucleotides long. Its product is annotated as tetraspanin-1. Bases 111 to 842 code for a protein of 243 amino acids. Gene Ontology annotation, cellular component: membrane. The transcript has 7 exons. Lineage: Eukaryota; Metazoa; Chordata; Actinopteri; Siluriformes; Pangasiidae. The record is from RefSeq and is a predicted model, not a curated record.